This is a messenger RNA of Aspergillus heteromorphus CBS 117.55, 834 nucleotides long. RefSeq names its product nicotinamide/nicotinic acid mononucleotide adenylyltransferase. Gene Ontology annotation, molecular function: nicotinate-nucleotide adenylyltransferase activity; nicotinamide-nucleotide adenylyltransferase activity. The coding region runs from base 1 to 834 and encodes 277 amino acids. Lineage: Eukaryota; Fungi; Ascomycota; Eurotiomycetes; Eurotiales; Aspergillaceae. The record is from RefSeq and is a predicted model, not a curated record. Gene Ontology annotation, biological process: NAD+ biosynthetic process. The transcript has 3 exons.
AUGACUGACACAAUCAGCGACGACGUCCACCGGCGGCCCUCCCAUUUGUCUCCCGCCGUGAUGGACGACUACACCUUUCCCGAGCUCCGCCUGAAGCGCACCAUGAGCGACCCCGAAAAGACCCCCCUCCUGCUCGUGGCCUGUGGCUCUUUCUCGCCUAUCACCUACCUCCACCUGCGCAUGUUCGAGAUGGCCGCCGAUUACGUCAAAUUCAGCACGGACUUCGAACUCGUUGGGGGGUACCUGUCGCCGGUGUCGGAUGCCUAUCGUAAAGCCGGUCUGGCUAGCGCUGAGCACCGUGUCGCGAUGUGCCAGCUCGCCGUGGACCAGACCUCCGACUGGCUGAUGGUGGAUACGUGGGAACCCAUUCAGAAAGAAUACCAACCGACCGCCGUCGUGCUGGACCAUUUCGACCACGAGAUCAACACGGUACGCCAGGGCAUCGAGGCCGGCAAUGGCACUCGCAAGCCCAUCCAGAUUGCCCUGCUGGCGGGUGCCGAUCUGGUCCAUACCAUGUCCACCCCUGGAGUCUGGAGUGAAAAGGAUCUGGACCACAUUCUUGGAAAAUACGGCACCUUCAUCGUGGAACGCAGCGGAACCGAUAUCGACGAAGCCCUCGCUGCUCUGCAAACAUGGAAGAAAAAGAUCCAUGUCAUCCAGCAACUCAUCCAAAAUGACGUCAGCAGCACCAAAAUCCGUCUAUUCCUGAGACGUGACAUGAGCGUCCGAUACCUGAUACCCGUGCCUGUCAUCCACUACAUCGAACAGCACAAUCUCUACAAAGACGAUUCCGCAACAAGCGACAAGGGCAAGGGCCGACAAGAGUCGGGUUGA